Dovyalis caffra is the source of this 1911-nucleotide messenger RNA. The record is from the annotation of a GenBank genome assembly. NCBI's taxonomy places the organism in Eukaryota, Viridiplantae, Streptophyta, Magnoliopsida, Malpighiales, Salicaceae.
AUGGAGUCACAAUCUCAAAAGAAGAAUUCACUUGACAAAAUUAAUUUGGUCCAAGAACCAGCAUGCACCAAUCCUUCUUGUUUCUUUUGCACCAUGAAUGAACCAGACCCGUCUCUCAGAAAAGCCAAACUAGCUCGAUGUUUCAAAGAAAUGCCUCUGAGAGAUGACCAAGAACAUGUCUUGGUCUUACGUGGGAUCUGGAACAUUGCCAUGACUCAACCCGAUGAUCCUGAAUUCCCAUCCCUUGGCAUCUUUGAGUGCAUGGGAAGGCUGAUCCAAAGAGCCGUCAACGAUAAAGAAUGGCUUCUUAGAGAUCAAAACAUCUACAUCCCAUACUAUGCAGCACAUACCAUUGGUUCAUAUACCAUGAACAAAGUUCAUUUUGCAGAGAAAGCAGUUAACUCGAACGUGGUUAUGCCUCUCAUAGAACUUCUGAGAGGCAAAAUCAGUUGGGUUGAGCAAAGAGUUGCGGUUCGAUCGCUAAGUCACUUGGCUAGCCAUGAGAGAACCUUCGAAGCCAUUGCUGAGCAUGAAGUAGAAAUCAUAAAGUUGGCCAUGGAAAUAGCUUGCAAUUGCAUCAGCACCGUCUACAGAAGAUUUAUUGGUGUCAAAAAUAGCAAGAGAGUGAAGUACCAUUCUGACCUGCUUACAACAGGGCUUGGAGACUUGGAGAUGGAGAACAGGAAGGCUGAGGAGUGGGCUAGUCAGUUACAAUGCUGGUCUUUGCAUCUCUUAGACUGCUUUGCUUGCAAAGGAAGAUCACUAAAUCUUAUCUGCAACAAACACUUCUUGAAGGAGUUGUGUGGCAUGUGGGGUGGCUUGGUAAAUUGCGCAUCGCCUUGUGGAAUAGGAUCCAUUAGAACUCUGUGCAACUUCAAGACUGGAAGAGAAAGUUUAGCAAAUUCUAAAGAAGUGAUAGAGAGUCUAUGCAAUAUCUCAAGAUCUUCUGAUGAUUGGCAGUACAUGGCUAUUGAUUGUGUUCUCUUACUUCUAAAAGACACAGAUACAAGAUAUUUAGUCAUAGACACCGCAGCUUUAUCUCUGGCUGAUUUGGUUGAGCUAAGAAGCCUUAAUGAAAGAAAUAAUGUUGGAGAAACGAUAACACAGACACUCUUACAAGAUUACCAUAAGAUCAAAUAUGGUGACUUAAAAUUGAGGAGCCAAGAUGCUGAGAGAGCAUUGAAGGAGACAUGGGAUUUGAUGGUAGAGAGAAGAAAGAGAGAGAAGUUAAUGUCUGAACAAGAACUGAAAGAAAGGAAACAUUUGGUAGGCAUGCUGAAGCAAGAAGGAAACAAGAAGUUUUGGUCCGGUCACAUUGAAAAAGCUGUUACCAAAUACACAAAAGCCCUGGAUUUGUGCCCAUUAAAGAUGAGAAAAGAGAGAAUAGUUCUGUAUAGUAAUAGAGCUCAGGGUUAUUUGCUGCUCAACAACCCUGAAGCUGUAAUCAGUGACACAACUAGAGCCUUGUGCCUGUCCACUUCUGCGAGUCCUCACAAGAAGAGCCUGUGGAGAAGGGCACAGGCUUAUGACAUGAAAGGGUUGGCCAAGGAAAGUUUGAUGGACUGCUUAAUGUUCAUCCAAGGCCGCACGAAAGCUGAGCAAACCAAGCAUGCCAAGAUCCCAUACUUCGCAGCACGUAUGAUUCACAAGCAAAUGAAUGCCACAUGGCUUUUCGCAACCAUUGCCAAGUCAAAAAACAAAUAUGAAGCUAAAGUAGAAACACCUGAAGUACUAGAGCAUGGAGAGGACCCAUGCCAAGUGACAGAGAUCAACGAGAGAAAUGAUUCAGUUGCAGAAGAAUCGAUGAUGGAAGGGAAACGGAGGAGAAGAAGCAAGCAAGAUAGGUUGAGGAGGAGAAAAGAAGCUGCUGUCAUUACUGCUGAAUUGGCAGCUCAAAAUGCAGUGAGAUGA